This is a messenger RNA of Sarcophilus harrisii (Tasmanian devil), 1944 nucleotides long. It is a transcript of the gene MPP4, whose product is annotated as membrane palmitoylated protein 4. Gene Ontology annotation, cellular component: adherens junction; plasma membrane. The coding region runs from base 73 to 1845 and encodes 590 amino acids. The record is from RefSeq and is a predicted model, not a curated record. The transcript is spliced from 17 exons. Gene Ontology annotation, molecular function: protein binding. Lineage: Eukaryota; Metazoa; Chordata; Mammalia; Dasyuromorphia; Dasyuridae.
UAAUUUCCUUUUGGAAAAGGAAAGUUUCUCCGUUCAGAAAAAGAAGAAAAAUUAUUGGACAAGAAGAGCAAGAUGGAGCUGCCAGCAGUUACCAAUCAGGAAAAUGGUCUCUCUCAAAUUCUGAAGCUGGUGAUGAAACAACAAAGUCUGUUCUAUAGCAGAGAUGUCAGUGGAGUCAGUCUUUUAUAUGAUCUUCUCCAUUCCCCAUGGCUGCAAGCCCUUCUAAAGGUUUAUGAAUGUCUCCAGGAAUAUAUCAAAAAGAAACCAAUUCCUGUCCUGUCCCAGGCACAAGCAUUAUCCUGCGAGGUGAUGGAUUUGCUGCAGGAGGUUCCUCAGUCCCCUGAGGCCCAAGAACUGAGACAAGUUCUAAAAGCCAAACAUUUCCAGGCCUUACUAAAUGCCCAUGAUAUUGUGGCUCAGAAAGAUUUUGAACCAGUUCUUCCUCCUCUGCCUGAUGACAUCCCCGAGAAUGAGGAAGCUUUGAGGAUUGUCUGCUUGGUGAAAAAUAAGCAGCCUUUGGGUGCUACCAUCAAGCGCCAUGAGAUAACAGGGGAUAUCAUGGUGGCCAGAAUAAUCCAUGGUGGAUUGGCUGACAAGAGUGGGCUUCUCUAUGCUGGAGACAAAUUGGUGGAAGUGAAUGGCAUUUCAGUGGAGGGACUUGAACCAGAACAAGUGAUCCAUAUCCUGGCUAUGUCUCAUGGCACAAUCAUGUUCAAGGUGGUUCCAGUGUCUGAUCGCCCUAUUUAUAACCAGACAAUGGUUUAUGUUCGAACAAUGGCCAAGUACUGUCCCUGGCAGGAUCCCAUUAUUCCUUGUGCAGAUGCUGGUUUGCCUUUCCAAAAAGGGGAGAUCCUCCAGAUUGUGGAUCGGAAUGACUCUCUCUGGUGGCAGGCCAGGAAACUCUCUGACUUUGGUACUUGUGCUGGUCUUGUCCCUUCUAAUCACCUUCUGAAGAGGAAGCAGCGGGAAUUCUGGUGGUCUCAACCCUUCCAGCCUCAGACCUACCUCAAAUCUACCAUAUAUGAAAAGGAAUUUGCUGGAUAUGACCAUCGGUUCUUCAUAGCUGGUUUCCGAAGAAGCAUGCGCCUCUGUCGCAGAAAAUCUUACACCAGCCAGCAGUCUGCCUAUAUUCUCUGCUCCAAUAGCUGCUACAAUGCUCUGGGAGCCCCGUAUGAGGAGGUGGUAAGGUAUCAGCGGCAUCCUUCGGAUAAGCAUCGCCUGAUUGUGCUUGUAGGUCCUUCUGGUGUUGGAAUAAAUGAACUGAGAAGGCGACUGAUUGAAACUAAUCCAAAUUAUUUUCAAAGUGCAGUGCCACAUACCACUCGCUCUAAAAAGAGCUAUGAAGAAGAUGGUCGAGAGUAUCACUAUGUAUCCAAGGAAACAUUUGAAAGUCUGGUAUAUGGUCACAGAAUGUUGGAAUAUGGUGAGUACAAAGGAAACUUAUAUGGUACCAGUGUGGAUGCUGUUCGAAAAGUCCUUGAUGAAGGGAAAGUCUGUAUAAUGGACUUAGAACCACAGAACAUUCAGGCAGCUCGAACACAUGAAUUGAAGCCUUAUGUCAUAUUCAUAAAACCAUCCAGUCUGAAUCGCAUGAAGCAGUCCCGGAAAAAUGCCAGGAUUAUUACAGACUAUUAUGUCAACAUUAAAUUCAAGGAUGAAGACCUGCAGGAGAUGGAGGAUUUAGCUAAAAAAAUGGAAACUCAAUUUGGCCAGUUUUUUGAUCAAGUGAUUGUGAAUGACAGUUUGCCAGAGGCAUGUGCACAGUUGUUGUCUGCUGUGCAGCAAGCCCAGAAUGAGCCACAGUGGGUCCCUGCAACUUGGAUUUGUUCUGACAACGAAUCGUAAGGAGAAAGCCUCCCUAUCUAACCCACUCAGAACUUGAUUCAACCUCAUGUCAGAUUUUAAGUAUUUUUUCGAAGAGUAUUUGGAACAACAUUGAGAAAG